This is a messenger RNA of Trichomonas vaginalis G3, 579 nucleotides long. RefSeq lists its product as uncharacterized. The record is from RefSeq and is a predicted model, not a curated record. The transcript has a single exon. NCBI's taxonomy places the organism in Eukaryota, Parabasalia, Trichomonadida, Trichomonadidae. The coding region runs from base 1 to 579 and encodes 192 amino acids.
AUGUCCGACGUCCCACCAACCGAGCCGAUUCCCAAACCAGAGGAACCUAAAGCACCAGCCCCUGCACCUCAGCAACCUCAGUUCCAGCAAGUCCCUCCACCAAAUUACUACCAAUUUCCACCUCAAGGUUACUACCUACCACAAGGCUUCCCGAACUACCCUCCUCCUCAGCCUAUGCCUUACUUCCCCAACCCUUGGAUGUUUAUGCAAAACCCUGCCCCACAAUUCCAAUCUCAAUCCAAGAGAGACCAAGAGUUCGAGGAAGGUCUGAACCGCUUACGCAAAGAUUAUGCUACUGCCCCUAUGGAAGACGACAGGCUUUCAGUCUCUUCCCUCAAAUCGACCGAUUCGACUCGUACCACAGAUUCGGUUCGUGACCGUGAAGACUACCUCAAGCAGUCUGAGAGACUCUUCAUCUUACAAUCAUUUACAACUGGAGCUCUCAAGAACAUGCGCAAUUACGAAGGUCAGACACCAGCUGGAGACCGCAAAACAGACGUACUCGCAAGAGCAGUCCAACUGGUCAAGACAAAGACUGAGAUAGUCGACUUCAUUCUUGCAGCUUGCCCAUACAAGUAA